UUGUUAUGGAUUAUGUAUAUCAUUCGAGCAACAAUGAGACCACGUUGAUCUCAUCGAACAAGGAACCGAAUAAUCAUGAAAACCUUGCUUCAAAUCAUGAUCAAGAAGACGGACCUAAUAACUUGUUUGGUCAAUUUUCUUCCCCUUUCCUUGAUGAUAUACUACAAAAUCACCAACAUCAUCUUACUAGUGAUCGGUGGAACACAAGGACGACAAAUAGCCCCACAAAUGAUCCUCCAACGUCGCCUGCUUCUAAAACAAAACGUGUAAGGAAGAAAAGAAGUGCCGGAAAGAAAGACAGACAUAGCAAGAUUCAUACGGCUCAAGGCCUCAGAGAUCGAAGAAUGAGGUUGUCCCUUCAUAUUGCUCGCAAGUUUUUUGGUCUUCAAGAUAUGUUAGGGUUUGACAAAGCAAGUAAAACUAUUGAAUGGCUCUUUUGCAAGUCCAAGAAAGCAAUUGAAGAAGUCACGGAAAGUGUUAACAAAUCACAAAACACUACUCGUAGCGUAAGUGGAGAGAAUUUAGAGAAGUGUGAUCAAUCUCCUUUAUCUGAUUGUGAAGAUGAUUCGGGGAUCGAGUUCAAUGAUGGUUCCAACAAAGGAAAGCAACCAAAGGUGGUUCAAGACGAGAUCAAAGAUAGUGGGACGUCGAGAAAGCUAUCAGAAAGUGAUAUCUUGGCAAGGGAAUCGAGGGACAAAGCAAGAGCUAGAGCAAGGGAGAGAACAAGAGGGAGAAUGAUGAUCAACAACCUUGAAAAAUUUAAACAAAUAUUUGGAGAAAACCCUAAUAAUAAUAAUGAUGAUGAUUUUGAUCAAUUGCAAUUAAGGUUUCCUACAAACCCUAAUAAUAAUCACUACAUAGAAGAAUCAUCAACUUCUCCCCUUGAGUAUUCCAAUACACAUCAUCACUACUUUGAUCACACACAAUUGGAUAAUAUUAAUGCUCAAAAAACCGAAGAUUAUUUGGGUUCAACUUCUGCUGCGAGUUCUUCAACGUAUAUUUCAGGAUAUAAUGGUUACAACAAUUAUAAGAACUUUGCCAAUCCACCUGCUGGUUGGUUAAAUACUAGCAACACUUUUUUGGGAUUUCUUGGAGGCUGGGAUUCAGAGAAUUUCGCCGAAAACUAUGGACUCUUUUCAAAUCUUGAUCAUCCCUCUACCGCUGAUAUUCAUGGCCAAAACCUUAGCUCGGUCCUUAUUCCCCCCUCUAAUGUUGUGCAUUACCAAACUGGAGACCAAAGAGAUUAAUUAAUUAAACAAGGUUCUACACUGGAACGUUUGGUAUAAUGUAUUCCGAUACGUAAGUCAACUGAUGGUUGGUUCUCAAUAUUGCGCUAAGUAUUUUUUGUUUAAAGCAUUCGAUUUA
Molecule: messenger RNA, 1365 nt
Organism: Erigeron canadensis
Lineage: Eukaryota; Viridiplantae; Streptophyta; Magnoliopsida; Asterales; Asteraceae
Product: transcription factor TCP12-like
Exons: 1
Coding region: 6-1247 (413 amino acids)
Biological process (GO): regulation of secondary shoot formation
Cellular component (GO): nucleus
Molecular function (GO): sequence-specific DNA binding; DNA-binding transcription factor activity
Source: RefSeq, a predicted model, not a curated record